AUGAGACUAGGACACAGAGGGAGGAGACCAGGACAGAGGGAGGAGACCAGGAGGAGACCAGGAGGAGACCAGGACACAGAUGUAGGAGACCAGGAGGUGACCAGUAGGAGACCAGGAGGGGAGGAGACCAGGAGGAGACCCAGGACACAGAGGAAGGAGACCAGGAGGAGACCAGGAGGAGACCAGGACACAGUGGGAGGAGACCAGGAGGAGACCCAGGACACAGAGGAAGGAGACCAGGAGGAGACCAGGAGGAGACCAGGACAGAGGGAGGAGACCAGGAGGAGACCAGGAGGAGACCAGGACACAGAUGUAGGAGACCAGGAGGAGACCAGGAGGAGACCAGGACACAGAGGGAGGAGACCCGGAGGAGCCCCAUGA
Molecule: messenger RNA, 381 nt
Organism: Knipowitschia caucasica
Lineage: Eukaryota; Metazoa; Chordata; Actinopteri; Gobiiformes; Gobiidae
Source: the annotation of a GenBank genome assembly